AUGACAGACAGAACAGCUCCAACCUCGUCGCUAAAACUAGAAUGGGUGUACGGUUAUCGAGGACACCAAUGCAGAAACAAUCUUUACUACACUGGCGCGAAGGAGAUCGUGUAUUUUGUGGCUGGAGUGGGGGUGGUUUACAACACGAGGGACAACUCACAACGAUUUUUUCUUGGACACAACGAUGAUAUUAUCAGGUUUGUAAAGUUUAGGGCUUGUACAGACUAGUUUCUCCUACAAGGUAUCUCCUACAAGCAGACUUGAUAAAUGCGGUAUUUGCUUGAUAUAUUUACCGAUCCCUUGUGCAAACUUGAACAAUGCAUGCUUCUGGAUGUUGACCGGGUUACCGUGCAAGCGCCGUGUAAACUCUAUUGACGGCAUGCAUGAGUUUGUUUCAAAGUACAUUGAAAUUCUAAUUGCCGAAAAAGUAUUUUCUGGUGAUACUUCCACAAGAUAUUUUUGCUUGUGCAUUUUUAACGACACCUUAAAAGGAAGGGCCUUUUUACUGGGCCAUAAACAUACAUUCUUCGAAUCAGUGUUUCAUAGCUGGGGUCUUUCUUUUGGUUGAUUGACUCUGGUGAAUGAACACUCACUUUAUUUUUAUUUUAGGCUUAUAUUUAUAUAUUGAACAACGUUGUUCUUCGAUUUCACAUCAAUUAAUUUGUUUCAUUUUGUAGCCAUACGAGAACAAAAUAUUUUUAUACCCGAACUUGAUUCCGGGUAUACUUUUCUACGAGACAAUAAUUUACGAUUAUCUGUGUGUCAGUUUAUUCUAUGUGAACGCAUAAAAGCAGAUAUAUUUUUAAGUACUCGUCAUUCAAGAUGUUUUAAAAAUCGAGGCGACAAUUUAAAAAUGUGUUCUUCAUAUUUUGGUGAGCAAUAUUCUCAAGUCGACACACCCUUAUUUUAUUUUAAUUGAAAAUGGAAGUUUAAUUCAGUCACCAGAGAAAUUUAUGAUAAUAUAAAUUAUUCUUAGAAUCUGCCUUUCAAAUACAAAUAUACUAUGGAACUGUAUAUUAAUAAGACAGUUAAAUAUUGAAGCUUGCUGGCUUUGAACUGUUUUGAUUUUAUAAUAGCUUUGACUGCCUACAUGCAGUUCUAGCCUGCUUUUCAAUUUGCGUUUGACACAUCAAAAUGAAAGACAAAACAAAACAUACAGGUGCAAUACAUUUUUCUUGCUGCUGUCAGGUGCAAAUUAACAAUUUAUCUUUGGACACUGAUAUUUCAAAGUAAUAAAUUAAUUAUUUACAUGUAGAUUAUGGUCAUUCAACAUCCAGAAUGGACCUGUAUAUAACCUAAGUGCUAAGAUUUUGUUUGAGAGCAUUUAUGAAUAGGAGGUAGUUUUACACAGGUCUGUUAUUAGUUAUUAGAAGGUAAUUGCAGCCUGAAUCCUUAUAAUGGCCUUUUCAGUAUUUCUUUGCUUAUCUAGUCCAUUAUUUUCUGGGGAACCCUGAUGCACUGUGGUGUUAUUUCAUCUGUAAUCAUAACUAUAACAAAAUUGUCAAAUCUGAUGAUUGGCUAUCAACUGCCCUGAUUUCAGCCUUAAUUGGACAGUUUAAUAGGACAGUACGGGUCAUGCCUAAGUAAUUGGACAAUACACGCCAUCACGCGUGCGCUUAAAUGGCUUUUUUUUUCACUGUUAGCAAAAACAUCUCUUGCGUUUUGGUUUAAAAAAGAGCCUAAUAUAUCACAAAUUUUGUAAAGUUAUGAUUAAUUGGUAACAGAACUUCGUGUCGUCCAAUUCGGUCUGUAAUCAUACUCGUGAUUAAACAAAUCGGACUCCCGCUAUGCGGUCGUCCGAUUUUGUUAAUCACUCGUAUGAUUACAGACCUCUUGCUGGCUUUGAACUGUUUUGAUUUUAUAAUAGCUUUGACUGCCUACAUGCAGUUCUAGCCUGCUUUUCAAUUUGCGUUUGACACAUCAAAAUGAAAGACAAAACAAAACAUACAGGUACAAUACAUUUUUCUUGGUGCUGUCAGGUGCAAAUUUACAAUAUAUCUUUGGACGGCCUGAUAUUUCAAAGUAAUAAAUUAAUUAUUUACAUGUAGAUUAUGGUCAUUCAACAUCCAGAAUGGACCUGUAUAUAACCUAAGUGCUAAGAUUUUGUUUGAAAGCAUUUAUGAAUAGGUAGUUUUACCCAGGUCUGUUAUUAGUUAUUAGAAGGUAAUUGCAGCCUGAAUCCUUAUAAUGGCCUUUUCAGUAUUUCUCUCCUUAUCUAGUCCAUUAUUUUCUGGGGAACCCUGAUGCACUGUGGUGUUAUUUCAUUUGUUAUUGUGGGGCUCUUCUUGGCAUGAAGUGCACAGGAGAGCACCAUGGGUAAUAAAAUUUGGUUAUCCAGUAUGUAUCCAAGAAAUUUUGGUUGGAUUUUAGACAAAAUUGUACGUCUAUCAAUCUAUCCAUAGUAUAGUCGAACCUCCCGUAAGCAACCACCCGAAAUGCAAAGGCUUGGUGGUCACUUACGGGGGGUGCUUGCUUACGAGAGUCAGACUGCAAGGUCGAAAUUUCUAAGUCAACCUAGAAUGGAGUGGUAUGUUUACUUACUGAAAGUUUACUUCCCCCUGACAAUUACUGGUAGUUUUUAUGACAAAAUCAUCGGCCAUUGUAUGUGACAGUUCAUUUGUAAUUAGAAGUGCAAUUAAUUAGAUGACACCUUCCUUUUUGUCCAUUUUUACAAUGUACUUACCUGUUUAGUAUGACCAUGUGUCAAGUAGUCGCUUACGGGAGGUGGCUGUUUAUGAGAGGUUCCAGUUUAUGGCUUUGACAGAAAAUAUUUUUGGUGUUUUGCGAAGGUGGUCACUUAUGGGAGGUGGUCGCCUAAGGGUGGUCGCACGUGGAGGUUCGACUGUACUUAUGUUCACCCCUUGAUGUUAGUGAAUGUCACUUACUAACUUAGGUUGUUUACCAUUUACAUGGGCAAACUGGUCGGUCCAUGAUUUGGUCAACUGGUACCCAAAAUUCAGGACUGGAACAUUUCGUCCCGGAUUUGCAUUUACUAUUUGUACAAAUCAGGGAUCUUGCAUAAUUUGUGCACCCCUCGGACAAGUACGGUUCGGCACUAUUGGCCAAUAUGUCGAUCGACUCUUGAUCACCAUAUCAGUCGACUGUCGGUUGACAUGUUGUUGGACACUUGAUCAAUAUGUUGGCCAGUGCAUUGGCCAGCAUAUCAGUUGACAUGUCGGCUGUCACUCGACUGCAUGCCGGCUUGGUCAACUGUCAUGUAAUAUAAUCUGUGCUUUGAAAUCAGAAUGGGGGAGCUGGGUUUCAGUGUUACACUCAUCCCACAUCAGUCUUCAAUGCCAUAUCAACUUGUUGGAUUUCUGCCAUUGUUCUACAUGUGUUAUGAUGUUAGAUUGUUUUUGAAUACCUUUCAAAGGUGAUGCCAAAGCGGUCCCUAUUUUUUUCCAAAAAAAAAAUUGCGCACACUUGAAAUUAUACUUUCACAUUUAUAGUCAAGACUAGUUAAAGCCACCAAAGCCUCUUAAAAAUUGCUGCAUGGACAAUGUAACAACAAAAAUUUGAGUAGACCAAAAACGUACCAUUGACUAAGUAGCAGUGAAGUAUCGUCUGAAUGUCGGUAGCCUAUCAAUUGAUAUGUCACCCGGCUAUCUGUCAACAUACUGACCAACACCGUCAGCCAAUAUGUUGGUUGACAUGUUGGCCAAGAGAUCAACCAGGAUUCGGCUGAUAUGUCGAUCGAUAUGGCAACCGAGAGUUGGCAGACAUAUUGGUUGACAUGUUGAUUGUGUAUCAGCCGAUAGUGUCAACCAAUACUUGGCUAGGGGUGCACAAAUUAUACAAGAUCCCAAAUCAGUUACAACCGUGAAGGUUUGAAACUGUCAUCAAAGAUGGCUUUGAAGCUAGAAAUGGAACAUGAAUUUCCAUUUGGAAUAUUCUGUCCGGAAAAACAGGACUACCUUUUCAGGAUUUCCAUUGCUCCCUGAAAUUUUUCUGCUGGAACGACCCCAGAAGUCAGCUUCCACUUGCUUUCCAACUGGAAAUGGUAAACAACCUUGCAAAUGGUACAUUUUGUAAACGGUAAACAACCUUGGAGUCCAAGGUAUACCGUAAAAUUCUGAAAAUAAGCCCCGGGGCUUAUAUUUUUCAAAGGCCCUUUUUGAGGGGCUUAUUUGUGGAGGGGCUUAUAUUUGGAGGGGCUUGUGUACGGAGGGAAAUUUGUGUUUCAAAAUCAAUUGGGCUAGCUUGUAGUGGGAAGGAAAUUUACCAUUUUUGCUUUGUUUUACUUGGUAUUCGAGGGCAAAUUCCAAGUACAAGCCCCUCGGGGGGCUUAUAUUUGGAGGGGCGAUUUAACCGAGGGUUUUUUGUGUUACAAUUUUGGGGGGCUUAUAUUUGGAGGGGCUUAUUUUCGCAAUUUUAUGGUAUAUCUAGUAAGUUAAACUUAAUAUUUGGGAUCCACGUUAUGGUCAAUAUUGACAGCUAUAAAAAAGGGUAUCCACUGACCAGUGUCACUUAACUGUAUUGCAGGCUCAGGUGUACAACUCAUUGAGGUGACAUGUUUUUUUAAAGUUUUUCGGAUUUCAAGUAAGAGGGAUGAUCGAAUCGGGGGCAAAAAUCAAAACCCAAAAAAAUCCCCAGGACUUCAAACAAAACCAAAAAAAUCCCAUGCCGAAUUUCCUAGCUAUAAAAAUUUCCAGAAAGCAUUAAAUGAGACAUAACACAAAAAGUAGAAACAUAAGUAAACCUGGAAUGUUUGUGUUUGUUUAUUCAUCUCACCAUGGUCAUUGUAACAACACUCAAGACACCCAAGAUCAUAUUCUGUUACAGGAGUAACAUUAUGCAGAAUGACAACUCUAAACUAUGCGGCUGGGAUACGCAGGAACUAUCACGCAUGUUCAGAUUGGUUCGAAUACCCCAAAAAAUCCCUACUUAAAAUCCUGAGUCCUCCCCUGGGGGCAGGCUAGCUUCCAUUUCGUUUAGGAGGGAUUCAGUUAACUUCUUGCUUAUGGCAAAUGCUGAAAAAUCCCAUGUGAGAGCUUUGCUUUUGACCUUGCCUAAAUGUAUACUGCAUAUUAGUGAAUUGAUUCUGCAUUGAAAGAAAAAAAGUUUUCUUGAAGUAAACCAGACUGAUGUGGCAUUCUUAUCCUUUUAUAUAGUUUAGCCUUACACCCAGAUAAACAGUUGGUGGCAACUGGACAAGUUGGCAAAGACCCAUACAUCUGUGUCUGGGACACACGGUCAUGUCAGACUGUAUCGAUCAUGAAAGACACCCAUCAAAGGGGAGUCACAUGCUUGGCAUUCAACAAUUCCGGCACGGUAAGCUUUGCUGUGACAUGCAGACAUGCACCACACAACUGCGUUAUGGAUAACUGUUAAAAUAGGUAUUGUUUGCAUUCCUGCAUUUGGAAAUUAAAUUGGAUACAAUGGCUUUGAAAUUACUACCACAAUUUUAUUCUUUUAAUUUUUAUCAGGUAAACUGGUAUGAAUUGUAAUUAUAAUAAUUGGUAUCUCUCAGUUAGUAUAAUCUUUGUGGUUAGUUAUAGUCUAGUGGGCCAUUUUCUACUCUGUGGCCUGCUUGUCGUUAUUUCUCCUUGUCUUGUAAACCUUGUUUUCUUUGUACAUAAUUUAAGCUGUGGAGCCUCUGACUUUCUCCUAGGGAUGAAUUCAUUAUCACUCACACACUUCUCCCUUGGGCUGCUAUGAUGUAACAAACUUCGUCCAUUCAUGUCUGUCCAUGCAUAUCUACUGCUAGAUAAUUCUCUCUCUAACUGAGUUUGAGGUCUGUACUGUAAGUGACACGAUGAAUUCUCUUUCGCCUAGAAUAAGCCAUUUAUGGUUACAAGUGGAAACAAGGCUGUAGUUGACCUUAUUUUGAUACAACCGUUCCUGCUUUAUUAUCAUUACUUCGGUGGAGCGCGAAGUAAAGGAUUCGCGACGCUCAGAAAUGACUUGUAUCAAAGUUGCAAUUUUUUGACAAGAUUGGGCAAGCAAAGUCUGUAGGUUUUCGGCUCUAUUCAGCUAUUUGACGAAGUGAGAGCCGAAUUAGUUCGAGAUAUCUCGAGAUCACUUCCAUUUCUUUGAUUUAUUCUUAAACUUUUUCGAGGAAGAAAGAAUUAUUAUUUUGGCCUUCCCGGGGUUUGAACCGACUCACCUGUGUGACCCGUCAGAUUAGAGGAGACUCUAAGUUGAGAAAUUGGCCGAUUGCGCUACUGCAACCCAAGGUAGUUUGGGAUAUGAAAAAUAGUUAUGAAAUGAUGCACUAGUUUCGGGACAAGAUUGGGCGUGCAAGUUCAUGACUUUUCGGCUUGUUUCAACUAUUUCACAUAAUGAGAUCGGACUACUUCGUGAUAUCUUGAGAUCACUUCGAGUUUAGUCUUUAAUUAUUCGAGGAAUAAAUAGAGGAUAUUUCGUGGCCACGCAGAGACACGAAAUUUCUCUUCGAGUGUUGAAAAACAUUUCACGAGUGAGCCCUCCUUUCGAACUGUUUUAUGAUGAAUUUAAAGUUACAAAAUGCUGCACAAAGACAUUUUGUCUUUGUUGAGUGUUACGUAGUAAAAUUGCUUUCAUGCGUUGGGUGACUUUCUUCGGAUUAGCCAUGAAUAAUUAAUUAGGGCAUGUUUACAUUUCAGCAUGAGUCAGCAGAUUUGCAUCAGUUACUGAAAUCAUAAAAUAUGUAGAAAAGCUUCUACUAUUCGCCUGUUUAGUAUUUUCUAGAACCUUAUGUCAAACGGUAUACAAGUUCCAAGCGAGUUCUUUUUUCGAACUAAGUUUUUUCCCACGAGCUGGACUACUGUGUUUAGUCAAGUGUGAUGAAAGUCGAUUAUUCAGGUUCUGUGUUUACAAGUUCGCGGAAACCGUAAGAUAUCUGAAGUUCAAGUGAGAGUUUGUUAUUAUUGGUAGAGGCUGUUUAGUUUUACUCAAAGUUCAAGUCAAGUUUGUGUUGGCGGAUGCUGUGUUUUAAAGCUCUGUAAAGGCUAUGUUCCUUUGGUGUUAAACUUCCUUGUGUUAAUCCGACAUCCCUGCGUGCUGAUAGUCAGUGAAUAAUUAUCCUCGAAACAUUCGAACUCGUGACUUUGAGUUUUAGCCAAUUCCAUUCUCAACGUAAUUGACUCCUUACCCAUGACUUACAUAUCGUUAAUCAGUACAUGAGACUGCUAUGCUAUUUGUGAAGCCUGAUGUGACUAAGAAAAAUAGAGAAUUGUUUUUUAGAAGGAUUUGUAUGGAGUCAUCAGAGCAUAACUGGGCUAAUAUCGUGGAGACAAUUUGUCCUGAAAUGCUAGUUUUUGGCAAGUAGGCGUCUUGGAUGUUGCCCUUUUCAGAAUAUCCUGACAAAUCCCAUAAUUUCACACCUUACUCUUACCAUAUUUGAUUUCUUACUAUUCCUCCGCAUUUACAAUUAAUUAGUUCCACAACCACGAUGCCGAAGUGUACGCUAGCUCCGUAGCGUCUUGUUUAUUAAAUCAUGGUGUCCUUAUGCAAACUAGUAUUUUUUAAGCAUAAUUUCCAUGAGAAAAAGGAGAAGGUUUGUAUCAAUUUUUGUGAGUGAGCUAUAAAUCUGAGCACCUAAAAUAGGGUUCUGUAAGUUCCUCAUGAAAUACCCCCUUUCACAGCACUGAUCUAACUCUUGUGCAGACUUAGUGUCCAUCUCCAGGCACCACUUAGUAAAUUGAAGCCAUGUGCCAUUUUGUUGGCCUUACCAUAUCUACGUAAUAUACAUGUAUGUGAUAGAGCUGUUUAACCCACAUCAAACCUUUUUUUUUUGAAGGACCACUGGCAAGACUUCCUUUACCUAUAAACUGAUUGUAAUGCUGUUUGUGACAUUUUCAGCUGCUUGUGUCUGUGGGUUUGGAGGACUAUCAUCUGAUAGCAGUGUGGGAUUGGAAAAAGGGACGUGUGUUGGCUACAGUGAGGGGACACACUGAUCGAGUGAGUCGUUUUGAGUAGUGUUAAUUAUUUUAAACAGUCUACUCAACAGGGACAUUGUUACUUCACAAUGUUUAUUUUAUUGAACUUGCAUAGACAACAAAUUCUGCAUUGGCUUUUUGGCCUCACAUGUCUUUUUGUAAGUUCUGAUUGUUGCAUUAAUUAGUCAAACAUAAGUUGCUGCUUUGCAUUCUUUCCUUUAGUCUUCUCUUGUUUCUUCCUGUAGAUAUUUGACAUUCAGUUUAACCCAUAUCAAGAGAAUUUGUUGGUUAGCUGUGGAGUCAAACACAUCAAGUUUUGGACCCUCUGUGGAAAUGCACUAAAUCCUAAAAAAGGUCAAUGGUGGACUUAAUUUCUUCCUAUUUCUUCUAAAAUUUAAAAUCCAUUGUAAUUAAAUACGUCAAUUGAAUGAAAUGAAUUGUUACCACUGGUUAUCAAACCUAAUGUCAUCUUUAAAGUUAAACAUGUGCAUGAAAAGAAUGGGCAAUUUAAAGAAUGGUGCUCAUACUUGUAUAUAAUGAUUGCUUCCAGAAUUAGAGAGGUAAUUUUAUAGAGCAUUUGAACCACACAAUGCUAAACUUAUACAGAACAUAUACAAGGGGACUACUGCUGUAUGAUUCAUACAAAUCAAUGUAGUCUUCCUCUUCUUAUGACUACUCUAAAACAUCUAUCACACCUCUUUUAUGUGGAUUGUUCUAUGAUCAAUAUGGUCACCUCUUCAUGCAUACCGUUGAAUCUGUCUCUUUGGUUUCUACAGUGAAUAUUAAUAGAAGAUCAAGUGUUAUGUUACAUUUGUUAUAACUACUCAAAGGAAAACAACUCACGCACGAUAUACUGGUUCUUUUGAUGACACCAAAGGGACAGACUCAUGCAAGUAGAUAGGUUAUAGUUAUCAGAAAACUGGCUAGAAAUUGUGUGAAGUUUUGAGGGAAAUUAAUUACCUCAAGAGGAGUAUGUAAGGAGAGAUAACCAGUGUACCUGAUAAAGUAGCCACUGUUUGUAGUAGUUAAGUACUUAAGUACUUUUUAAGAGUUCUCUUGUUUAUGUUGGGGGUAAAAUCUUAUUUGCAGACUUAAAGCAGUAUCCAACGUUGUUUGAUCCAGAAUUUCCUUUAUUUUGUAGCCCUAAAUUGUAAUUACAGUGCUGUACUCAUAGGAGACAAAGGGCAUUUCUGGUGAACCUGUGAGAAUGAAUAUUUACCAACAACAUAAAAUUAAUUAUAAGCAUUAUUCUAAUGUUUAAUAUUCCUACAGGUGUCUUUGGCAAGGCUGGAGAAAUUCAAACAAAUCUUUGUUUAGCAUUUGGUCCUAAUGAUGUGACAUUUUCUGGAACUCUUAGUGGUGAAAUUUACAAAUGGAAAGGUCAUAAUCUGGCAGGAUCCAUCCCAAAUGCUCACACCGUAAGUGAAUUAUAAAUUCCAACUGUUUUAUUCACUUUGAGUGAUAGUGAUGGAUAUGCAUGUAAACAGUUCAAAUUUAGAAUUAAACCUGAACAUUCAAAUGAAUGCUCAGGUUUAAUCCUAAAUUUGAUUUACUUAUUACAUGCAAGAGCUGAUGCUGACGAUCAUUACAAGCUGCAGCCUCGAUUUUUGGGACGAAGCAACGCUCGGUUUCUGGUGUGUAUCAAACACACAUCACGUGUAAUAUUAUCCAGAGGGAGAGCCAUGGAAGAAAAUUACAUUAACAAAGUAAAUUUGACUUAAAACCAACAUUACCUGUCGUAAGAUUUGGCACAGCGAUGAAAACAAAAAACAAAUUCUGAUGAGUCAUCAAAACUAAUCACUCACUCCCUCAUGCCCAUGAACACCAUCAGGCAUGUAGGGCGGCAACAAAGGAUUGCCACCCCUGUCUAUUCUGGGCCAGCUUCUGAAUGGUUCCGAUGACUCUAGAAGCCCAUCACACCCAGUAGCGUCGAUUUCCUCUGUUGCUGUUUCUGUAACAGGAGUGUUUUUACAGAACGGGUUUGUUAGUUCUGUAUCCAACCCCCAAUGUGGAGGACCAGUGCAUCAUGCUUUGUCAGGCCUCUACCCCUCGACAUGUCUGGCAUGGGUGGUUGUACCAGGAAACAAAUCUCCUGCCAGCAUAGCUCUAGGGGUUACUGAGACGCGCAAGCCCACUGAUCGCAACGUGUAG
This is a messenger RNA of Porites evermanni, 10010 nucleotides long. The record is from the annotation of a GenBank genome assembly. NCBI's taxonomy places the organism in Eukaryota, Metazoa, Cnidaria, Anthozoa, Scleractinia, Poritidae.